AUGUUUAUUUUAUCAAAUUGUAAUGAAUUUGAUAUUAACAAAUCAAAUAAAUCACCUAUAAUAACCAGUGUUGAAUCUCAGUUAAUAACUGAAGACUCAACACCACAUUUAAAUGUAUAUGUUAAUGGUAUUUUUUCUCAAAAGAAAAUGAAUUUAACAGUUUUUUUAAAUGAUGAAGUUAUAGAAAAUAUAAAAUAUCAACAUGACAACAAUAAAAACAAUAGUUCCCCAGACUCAGUAUCAUUUAAAUUGUACAGAGAAGAUAUAGUGCCAGGAAAUAUUACAUUAGAGUAUAGUGACACUGAAUUCAAGAGUAAUAAAAUGCCAUUAGAGUUAGACUCCAUUACAUAUCGUACUCAAAAACCUGAUGUUACUGGCGGUGUUUUAACAAUUAUUGGCAAUUACUAUUAUGUAAACUACACAGCAGUCCCCAAGGUUCAAAUUGGUAAAAAAGAAUGUCAAGUAUUACAAUACGAUAAUGCACAAAUUAAAUGUCUUGUUGAUUCAUCAUUUGGCAGUGGUGAUAUAAUUGAAAUUGGAAAUGUUUACAAUUACCAAAACAAAACAUUAGAGUUCCAAUUUAAGGCUCCAACCAUCGACAGAGUAUUAAAUGUUGACCGUAUUCAAGAAUCAGUGAUAACAAUUAUUGGCAAAAACUUUAAUGAAAAGCAAUUAGAAGAGUUAAAGAUUUAUGUUAAAGAGGAUUCAUCAAAUACACAAAGAGAUUGUUCCAAAGCAAUUUUGAUUACCAACUCUGUUAUUAUUUGCAAUUUAAACAAAUCAUUAUCACACACUUCAAAAGGCGAUACCCUCUUUUUAAUGUUAAACAAUGCAAAGACACCAUCCGCUGAUUUCAAUUUAAUGACCAUUGAAAAUCAACAAGAUAAAACCCCCAACAAAGAAAGUAAUGACAUCAUUGACUCUAAUAAGUAUUUAUUACUUGCUAUUAUAAUUCCAACUUUAGUCGUAUUUAUAUUUACCAUUGUAUUAAUAAUUUUUAUUUUCAAAAAGAGAAAUCAAAGCUCAUAUUUCAAUUUAAUGAGUUGCAAUUCAAAUGAAUUACAAGAAACCAGCUAUUAUUAA
Molecule: messenger RNA, 1083 nt
Organism: Dictyostelium purpureum
Lineage: Eukaryota; Evosea; Eumycetozoa; Dictyosteliales; Dictyosteliaceae
Exons: 2
Coding region: 1-1083 (360 amino acids)
Source: RefSeq, a predicted model, not a curated record